GGAGCCUCCCGUGAGGACAGGCAGAGCCGCGGGGCCCGGCUUCCGUGCUGGGGGCACGAGUAACCCGUCCAGAGCCGGGGAUGGACGCGAGGGGCCUGGUCCCGGGGAAGCUGAGGGGAGCGGAGCGCAGCAAGCGGCAGAAGGCCAAAGCACAGAGGGGAGCUGCGGCCCACGGGCUGACUCUGCCACCGAUCCCCAGCGAGGACAAGAAGAAAGGGGAGAAGAAGAAGCCAGUUACAUUUACGUUGAGUAAAAAACCAGCCUUGCCUUCGAAGACACCGCUGUCCCAGGAGAAAUACAGAAGUUUUACCGAGAGGAAGUCAGCGCUCAAGGAGGCGGAAUUAGCUAAAACGUUGGAAGAGAUCAAAAUUACCACGGAUCUGACCGAGCGGAAGACAAAUGCCGUAGAGGAGCUGAAGCAGCGCAGCGCCCACCUGGCCGAGGCCAACUGCCGGCUGAUGAAGGACAUCCAGCACACCGAUGCCAGCACUGCCAAGCAAGCCAGAGACCUGCUGCAUCAGUAUGAGCAUUUUCAGAUGGUCAAGGCCAUGACACGGACCUUCAAUCAGAACAGACUGGACGCGGCGAGGGCAGAGCUCCAGGAAAUGGAAAAAACAAUGGAAAAGGAUCUGGGAAAGCUACAGCAGCAGCUGGAUGAAGCCACAGCGAAAGCACAGGUUCUCCAGGACGAGCUCGGCUUCCUGCGGACCUACACGGACGUGCAUUAUCCCAAACAGGCUCUCCGGAUUGUCCUCCUGCUGUCCGACAUCCAGAACCUGAAGCAGCAGCAGCAGGAUGAGAUAGACAAGACGGAGGAGCUGGGGAAGGCCGUCCUGGAGGAGCUGGAAGAGAAAGCGCAGCUAGAACAAGAGGAGCUGUUGCAGAAAGUCGUGGAGGAGGUGCUGCUGCACCAGGAUGGCCUGAAGCAGCUGGUCGUAAACAACCACGUUCUUCGAUGUGAGAUAACAAGGCAAAGAGAGAUUAUUAAGGAGCUGGAAGAGGAGAUCAGCCAGCUGCAAAGAAGCAUCCAGACGCUCCGCCAGCGUGCAAGAGACCCGAGAGAGGUGAUCUUUGCUGAUGUUUUCCUCCGCAAACCCAAAUCUCACCGCCAAACCUACACGGCCUGGGAUAGAAACUCGCAGCUUGCUGCCAGCCCCGGUCACCUCACCUCUCUCUUCUGGGCUUCCUUUUGUCCGUCCUGUAAAUGGGGAUAAUUAGCGACUGCAGGCAGAGCAGGAGCGGCAGAGCUUUUCAAGGCCCUUGUGACCGCGAUGAGUCUUCCUUUAUUGUUCUUUUCCCUCCCUGGUUGGGAAACCAAACGGAGGGGAGGUGGCCGGGCUCCUGUGGAGCAUCCUUGUCAGGGCAGGUCCUACCCGUCUCAAGCUGCUGGUGUGAAACGGGCCCUCUGCGAGAACAAAGGCGGGCAGCCAGUUCCCUAAUACAUAAAAAAAAAAACAUCUCAGAGGAAUGGGUUGGCAGCAAAAAGGCAAAACUUUCUCUUUCCACCACUCUUUCCCUGCCCAAGCUCAUGGGCAGCUGACGGCUCCCGGAGCAGAGCUUGUGGUGAAUCCCCGCUCCCACUUC
Molecule: messenger RNA, 1584 nt
Organism: Oxyura jamaicensis (ruddy duck)
Lineage: Eukaryota; Metazoa; Chordata; Aves; Anseriformes; Anatidae
Gene: C20H20orf96
Product: chromosome 20 C20orf96 homolog
Exons: 11
Coding region: 81-1214 (377 amino acids)
Source: RefSeq, a predicted model, not a curated record